Molecule: messenger RNA, 732 nt
Organism: Linnemannia hyalina
Lineage: Eukaryota; Fungi; Mortierellomycota; Mortierellomycetes; Mortierellales; Mortierellaceae
Source: the annotation of a GenBank genome assembly
AUGACUUCCUUGCCACAGUAUCUCUUGAAGACCUAUCUCUUGACAGGCGAUGAAAAAUUCAAGGACCUUUAUAUCUCGUCUAUCGAGGCGAUGCACAGGCACCUCAUCAGCCACUCCCAAAAGCCCUCAGAAACCCACCUCGUCUUGGGCGUCUACGACACCGCUACCGACUCCCUCGUCCCCAAAAUGGACCACCUCAGCUGCUUUGCACCAGGUCUACUAGCAUUAGGAGCCAAGGUCCUAAACCGACCCAAGGACCUAAUCGCCGCCAGUGGUUUGAUGGAGACCUGCAUCAUGAGCUACCAGAAUUCUGCGACUGGAUUGGGAGCUGAUGAGAUUGCGUUCUUGAGGCCUGAGUUUUCCAAGGGUAAAGAGUUUGAGAUGCUCCCGAAGGACGCUGGGUUUUACUUGAUCGACCCCGAGUAUGCGCUUCGACCAGAAACUGUUGAGAGUUUGUUCAUACUUUACAGGAUCACAGGGGAGGGGAAGUACCAGGAAUACGCCUGGGAGAUCGUUCAGUCCAUUGAGAAGCAGUGCAGGACCAAAGAUGGGUACUCGGGCCUGGUCAAUGUCAUGGAUGCCUCUGAGGGCUUGACCAACACUAUGCCAAGCUACUUCUUGUCUCAAACGCUCAAAUACUUGUAUUUGAUCUUUGACAACCCCGAGGUCGCGUCCUUAGACGACUACAUCUUCAAUACGGAAGGCCAUCUCAUCAAAUAUCCCAUCCCUUGA